Molecule: messenger RNA, 1119 nt
Organism: Ectocarpus sp. CCAP 1310/34
Lineage: Eukaryota; Phaeophyceae; Ectocarpales; Ectocarpaceae
Source: the annotation of a GenBank genome assembly
AUGACGGACCGAGAGCUGUUGGAAAAAGGAGCGGAACAGUGCCACUUCACCUCCGCCAUUCUUCGCAGUAUCAAUCACGAAGAUGGGCGUGAGGCAGGUACUCCCUAUCUUACGGAUGGAGACGGCAACUGCUUGUUGAACGCCGUGGCCAUGCUGCUCGUGAAGAAGCAACCACGUGGGGACAGGAACGCCGUGAAGACGAUGGCAGCUCAGCUCCGGCUGGGGAUUGUCGUGGAAGGCUUGCGCAACAUCGAGGUGUACCUCGAUCGCCAGUAUGAGUUCUACGGCACGUGGUACAACUAUGUGGAUCAGGUGGUGUUCGACCUGAAGAGGUGUGGCUGGGUGGUGGACGCAAUGCCGGAGAACCGUUGGCGAAUGGCGUCGCGUGACUGCGCACGGCUGGUGUUCUUAGGAUGUCUGCACCACAUCGCUCGGGAUAAAGUAUUCCUCCAGCAGUUCGUGCUUCCUAUGCUGGCCACCGUCAUCCGGGGACCUGUCCGCGUAUUUGUGCCAUUCACCAGCGUCCAGAACGUCAACGGUGGAGAGUGGCAGUGGACCCUGUUCCAACCGCUGGUCGCACCGGACCCGGGACGUCAGACCGUUCAUGUUGUUAUGACGUAUGUUUCGAGCGCGGACUACAGACCCCAGUUCAGCGACGCCCACGAGUACAAACGUCUCAACGGUGGCCGCAUCAGGGAGUUGAACCACUUCGUGGCUCUGUCUCACGACAACACCGCGAAAAAUCACGAAGCUGCUGUCACGAGGAUGGCCGGUGUUGUGCGCUUGGCACAAGACGACUGCAAGGAGUCGGAGGCGAGGCUCAAGGAAGCUGUAGGGGACUCGGGUGGUUCACCGUCGGCUCCUCAUACCUGCACGGAACUGGCGGACGCGCAGGGCAAGGCGCAAGAGCAGCUCAGGCGGAGGCAGGCCGCUUACAGUUGUAUAACGGGCACGUACUUCGCGAGUACCCCGCUGGCUUCCGCGGCGGAGGUAACCGCGUUGGAGAAGGAGUGCUUCAACAAGCGGCAGGUGGGUCUUUGGGGCUUGGGUGUCGAAGAAGUGGGCAAACAGGAAGGUGAUCGCAUUCAGGUGAAAUGCAGCGGCGAUUCAUGUCUGUAG